Fulvia fulva is the source of this 834-nucleotide messenger RNA. RefSeq lists its product as uncharacterized. The transcript is spliced from 2 exons. Gene Ontology annotation, molecular function: RNA polymerase II cis-regulatory region sequence-specific DNA binding; DNA-binding transcription activator activity, RNA polymerase II-specific. Gene Ontology annotation, biological process: regulation of transcription by RNA polymerase II. Lineage: Eukaryota; Fungi; Ascomycota; Dothideomycetes; Mycosphaerellales; Mycosphaerellaceae. The coding region runs from base 1 to 834 and encodes 277 amino acids. Gene Ontology annotation, cellular component: nucleus. The record is from RefSeq and is a predicted model, not a curated record.
AUGGAGCCCGAUACUUUAUCGCCGCACAACGAUAACACCGAAGAGCCGAGAAGUGACGGCUGUGAGAACAUGAGCUGUGUAAGAGAAGCUCCACGUGCCACGGACACGAUACACGGCACACUGUCUGUCAAUCUCCAUCUCACGACAGCUUUCCAUCCCUCGGGCGCAGCUGAAUCGCACAGUUAUACUCCAGCGGGAGUCGUUCAAGAUGCUACAGACGGAAACGGGCCUUCGGAUGCCAUGUCUUUCCGCCCAUACUCGUCUGCUUAUACCGAUCAACAGGCAGCUGGACUUCGCAUGGGGGCUGAACCACCGAUCGUCAUACCCGCAAAUGACAGUUCUGGGGCCAUGGACCUCUCCCAUAUUUACCCUGGCGACGGCCCACAUAACUUCGACUUUGACGCCUUCCUCGCCGCGCAACCAGAAGUUCAAGAUACUAGUGAAGAACUCCCACAUCAGGAAAAUCGGCCCAAUCCUCCAGGGGCAUCUUCUGGUGCCGGUCACACGGCAAUCGAACCUCCUGAUGCUGCACCACUCGCCAGGGAUCAGGCCAAUGAUACCCUUGGUCCCAUGGACGUCGCCAGCCUCGAUAUUGGCGAUGUGCUCGACGACUUCGACUUCGACGUCUUUCUCAACGGAGGUGACUCAUACCAGUGUGAUCAAUGUUCACAGCGUUUUGAUCAUGAUCUUGACUUGAAACGACAUGAACGAAUCCAUCUGGCCAUCAAGCCUUUCCCGUGCACACGAUGCGAGAAGAGCUUCUCGCGUAAGGACGCGCUCGCGAGACAUUUGCUUGUGAAGGAGUGCGGUACAGAGGCGGUGUCAAUUGACUGA